ACUGCAUUUCGCUAAACCCCUCUCCAAACCAAAAGAAAACAAACACCAUCUUCUCACUACUCUCAUCCACUUCUCCGCAUGAUAAGAACUCGACAAAUAUGUCAGCCGCUUCGAAAUUCUUCCACUUCGGCACCACAGUACUAUUCCGAGCCCCAAGAGCUCCGUCCCCAGUCCCCAACCCCUUUGCUUUCUCGAAAUCCCUCCGGUUAUUCCCCAGGUCCUGUUCCUCCGCUGCGGCCGAUGCAGUCGCCGCCGUAACCUCGGAGGCGCCGCCGCACCACCACCACCCGUGGCCCGAAUGGGUGGCCUUCGUUGACCGAUUGAGCGCCAAGGGUUACUUCGCCCAAAUCCUUCCGGCUGACGAGAGUGAGAGCGUUUACAAGGACAUGAAUCUUUUGAAGGAGGCCUGUUUCAGCUUUGCUCGUGACCGCUAUGAUGUUUUCAAAUCUUUGUCAACGAAAGAUAUUGAGGUGAUUGUGGGCGGUGGAUGUCCUAACUUAUUAAGAAAAGCUGUUAAUUCUGCCAAAAGAUUGAGAUCCUAUGUCAAGCUGGAUGAAGGAAAUGUUUGUAGUGGUUGCAAUCUGCGGGGUUCCUGUGAUAGAGCUUAUGUGAUUUUAAAGGAAUCUGAAGCAGAAGCCCGAACUGUAGAUAUUGUGCGCGUAUUGCUGUUCCACGCGCUGGAUCCACUUGUUAUUUCAGGGGGUGAAAAGCCUGUCAGUGGAGAGCUCGUUGAAUCAUCAGCAAGAAAACUACUGGCUGAGUUGCUUCAGCUCAGUGAAACCUCUCCUGAUCCGGCACUUCCAAAGCCUGCUGCCAGGGUUUCAAAAAAGAAGGAAAGACCAUUGAUUGUGACAAAUGACAGGAUGUCGCAGGAAGUCGAAAUGAAGAGAGGAGAUUGGAUAUGUCCUAACUGCAAUUUUAUGAACUUCUCAAAAAACUUGCGAUGUCUAAAGUGCAAGGAAGAUGGCCCUAGAAGUGCUGGCACACCUGAAGUUGUAAUGAAGCAAGGAGAUUGGGCCUGUCCUGAAUGCAAUUUCAUGAAUUUUUCUAGAAAUAUACGCUGCUUGAAGUGCAAAGCUAAGGGACCAAACAAGGUUGGUGUAGAUGAGGUAGAAAUGAAGAAAGGAGAUUGGAACUGUCCACAGUGUCAGUUCAUGAAUUUUGCUAGCAAUAAGAAGUGUUUGCGUUGUCAGGAGUCACGGCCCAAGAGACAAUUAAACCCCGGAGAGUGGGAAUGUCCUUCAUGUGAUUUCUUGAAUUAUCGGAGAAACAUGGUGUGUCUUAAGUGCGACUGCAAACGACCUAAAGAAGCAGCAAGUAAUGAGUAUGAGGAGCAGAUUUGGAGGAAACCUCGCUAGUUUAUACUGCAUGGAAGUUAUAUCGUAUUAUUUGUGCUUUGCACAAGGUGAGAGCACUUGUUAAGGUGAGCUGUUGUCAGGGGCAGUAAGUUUUGUUUAUUUUAUUGCCUAGCAGGGCCUCUACAACUUUGUUACCAAAAGAACAAAUGGUAACGAAACGCAGAAAAAAGGCCUUCCAGAGAAUAUCCUCAUAUUUAUCACGGU
Morus notabilis is the source of this 1562-nucleotide messenger RNA. RefSeq names its product zinc finger protein VAR3, chloroplastic. The transcript has 7 exons. Lineage: Eukaryota; Viridiplantae; Streptophyta; Magnoliopsida; Rosales; Moraceae. Gene Ontology annotation, molecular function: mRNA binding. Gene Ontology annotation, cellular component: cytoplasm. Bases 99 to 1358 code for a protein of 419 amino acids. The record is from RefSeq and is a predicted model, not a curated record.